This is a messenger RNA of Penicillium salamii, 342 nucleotides long. Lineage: Eukaryota; Fungi; Ascomycota; Eurotiomycetes; Eurotiales; Aspergillaceae. The record is from the annotation of a GenBank genome assembly.
AUGCUCACUACCACCCUCACCUCCGGUCUGGCUGCCAUCCUUGCUUGUGCCCAUUCUGUAAAUGCAGCACCCCAAGCGAUGAGACGUGCAACCCCCGAGCUCAGCCUGACAGCUCAACUCCAACUUGCCGACACUGCGGUUGAUCGUUACAAACUCUUGCCAAGGGAUGAAGACUUCAUCUUCGACUUCACCAAAAGUGAAUCCCCUUUCGCAAACCGCAAGAACUUCCCAGCCCUAGUUGGCACUGGAACCUCAUUCAGCGUGAGCCAAUUGCCAGCAUAUCCUACCUCCACCUCCACCCCCGCGCCAGCGAGCUCUUCGUCGUUAACUCCGGGCGCGUAA